AUGGCAGAGACAAGAGGUGCUGAUCAUGCCACGUCUGAAAGGCGGGGUAAGGGCACUGCCAAACGUGCCACCGCUCCAAUGGAGGCUCCGCCAGUGGGGGUGUCGUCUACGGCUGCUCCUUGUGGGGCAUGCAAGUUCUUGAGGAGAAAGUGCAUUAAUGGCUGCAUCUUUGCACCCUAUUUCAGCUCGGACCAGGGUGCGGCUCGGUUCGCGGCUGUGCACAAGGUUUUUGGUGCGAGCAAUGUCUCGAAGCUCUUGCUCCACAUUCCGGUGAGCAGGAGACACGAUGCUGUGGUCACCAUAUCUUAUGAAGCUCAGGCAAGGCUAUCGGAUCCGGUUUACGGUUGUGUGUCAACCAUACUUGCUUUACAGCAGCAGGUGGCAUCCUUGCAAGCCGAGCUCGCAAUGGUGCAAAAUCAGCUAAUCAACAGUAGGUUUGCAGUAGCAAAUGCGCUUCAAAGCACACAACAGCAGCAGCAGCAACAACACAUUACGUUGUUACAGCCAGCAUACUCAAAUAACUCUUCGGCGUCGAACAACUUGGUUCACAUGAGCAGCUUCAACUCUAAUUUUGACAUUGCAGUCGAGACAGUCCCGUCUGGGCGUAUUUUUGAGCCUCUUCAACUUUCAAAGCCUUCCCGAGAAGAGGAUCAAGAAGAUGAGGAAGAGAGUCGAAAUCCGGUUGCAUUUGCUAACCAGAUACUUCAUCCAAGUUAA
Cornus florida is the source of this 717-nucleotide messenger RNA. RefSeq names its product LOB domain-containing protein 20. Bases 1 to 717 code for a protein of 238 amino acids. The transcript is spliced from 2 exons. The record is from RefSeq and is a predicted model, not a curated record. Lineage: Eukaryota; Viridiplantae; Streptophyta; Magnoliopsida; Cornales; Cornaceae. Gene Ontology annotation, biological process: hormone-mediated signaling pathway; positive regulation of DNA-templated transcription. Gene Ontology annotation, cellular component: nucleus.